AUGCGCAUUGAGGAAGGCUUUCAAAUCCCCCCUUACAAGGAGGAGAACGUCUAUACGUCAGACCCUGUUCUCCGAGGCAUACUUAAGAGGACAUUACCCCCAAGUGUCUUUGAAGAAAUCAACCAAGACCUGGUUCGAUUCGGCAAUGAGGUCCUCACUUCCAUUCGAGACAUGGGCACGAAAGUGACACCACCAAAUCUCGUCCAAUAUGAUCAAUGGGGGCGCAGAAUCGACGAUCUACAAACCAGCGAGGGUUGGCGGGGCCUGAAAGCCAUAGCCCAGAAAGAAGGCAUGCCUGGGAUAUUCUACGAGAGGACAUACGGAGAACAUAGUCGCUCGUACGGGUUUGCGAAGGUGCUUCUCAUGAGUGGUGACUCCCACAUGGUAUUCUGCCCCCUCAGUAUGUCUGAUGGCGCCGCUCGAGUGAUCGAGUUAGCUGGCUCACCCGCAAUGAAAGAGCACGUACUACCGAAGCUCAUCAGUCGUGAUCCACAAGUUGCCUUCACCGCUGGGCAAUGGAUGACUGAGCGGCCAGGCGGGUCUGAUGUAUCUCUUACGGAGACCAAGGCAGCGUACAGUGGGCAAAGUGGACAAUUUGGGCCAGUUUAUCAUCUGGACGGUUUCAAGUGGUUCUCGAGUGCUACCGAUAGUGACAUUUCUGUCGCGCUGGCCCGCACGGGUUCUCUGCAAGAUGGUUCGAGGGGAUUGUCUCUGUUUUUGGUUCCCCUGCGGCUUCCUCUGCUUCGCCAGCCUUCUGAUGCCAAACCAUCAGCUAUCAGCAACAACAUCUUCGUUCACAGGCUAAAGAAUAAAUUUGGCACCAUCCCCGUACCAACGGCUGAACUGUCUCUUCAAAAUACAGAGGCCUAUCUCAUCGGUAACCAAAAUCAGGGGGUCAAGCAAAUUACCCCUGUUCUCAACAUCACUCGAUUGUAUUCUGCUACCGGGACUGUGGGUGGACUUCGCAAAUGUCUUUCUAUUGCCACUGCGUACGCUCGCGUUCGCGCCAUUCAUCAGGGCACACAGCUUCUGCAAGAUAACCCCCUACAUGUCGCGGGCUUAGCGUCUAUCAACCUCGUGUAUCGCGCUCUUGCUCAUCUCUCCUUCGGCGCAGUCAGACUACUCGGCAAAUCGGAAUGCGGUGUUGCUACUCAAGACGAACUAAACAGAUUGAAGAUGCUCACACCCACGGCGAAGGCCUUUGUUGCCGAGCAUGCCGCCACUGCUAUGGAGGAUGCGAUGGCCUGCCUUGGUGGAGCUGGUUAUAUGGAAGAGAACGGGUUUGGCCGCCAAAUCCGGGAUGCCUUGGUUGAGAAGAUAUGGGAAGGCACUACGAACAUCCUUGCCCUGGAUAUCGUUCGCGCGGCGAGAGACCCCUCCGUCGUAUUGUCGUUUGUCAACUGGGGUAAAGGAGUAAUCGCUUCUUGCCCUGAAGCUUUGGCUGCCGGGUAUAAAGAAGCGUUCGAUAUUCUACGACCUGCCUUAGAUGAGCUGAUCGACGCGUACAAGCAACCAGUGCCCUCCCUCAUGCCCCGAGCUGGCCUCUUCGUGGUGGGACAUGUUGCAUCAAGCGUGUACCUCCUCGAGCAAGCCAUUUGGUCCAAUGCGGUCAAUGACAGCCAGAAACAUGUGGAUUCUGAGGUGUUCAACCGUUGGGUCAUAGAGGGGGGCUUAACAAAGGCUCUUACAGAUUUAACUCGGGCAAGGAACGCACGUUCAGACCGCUUGGAAUCCAACUAUUCUAUCGUAUUCGACGAGCAACCAUUGAAAGGGAAAUUGUAA
This is a messenger RNA of Pleurotus ostreatus (oyster mushroom), 1782 nucleotides long. RefSeq lists its product as uncharacterized. Gene Ontology annotation, molecular function: oxidoreductase activity, acting on the CH-CH group of donors. The record is from RefSeq and is a predicted model, not a curated record. The transcript is spliced from 10 exons. Bases 1 to 1782 code for a protein of 593 amino acids. Lineage: Eukaryota; Fungi; Basidiomycota; Agaricomycetes; Agaricales; Pleurotaceae.